Messenger RNA from Zophobas morio, 695 nucleotides. Its product is annotated as larval cuticle protein A2B-like. The coding region runs from base 32 to 625 and encodes 197 amino acids. Gene Ontology annotation, cellular component: extracellular matrix. NCBI's taxonomy places the organism in Eukaryota, Metazoa, Arthropoda, Insecta, Coleoptera, Tenebrionidae. The record is from RefSeq and is a predicted model, not a curated record. The transcript has 2 exons.
GCACAAGUCAGUUGACAAUCAAGUAACAACAAUGGCAUUCAAGCUCGUCGUCCUUAGCGCUUUGGUCGCUUACGCCAGCGCCGGCCUCAUCAGCGCCCCGGCCACCAUCUCCCACGCCCCCAUCGCCUACGGAGGAUACGGAGGAUACGCCGCCCCCAUCGCCCGUGCCCCAUUGGCCGUAGCCGCCCCCAUCGCCCCCGUAGCCCGUUAUGCCGCUCCCGUCGCCGUCGCUGCCCCCAUCGCCCGUGCCGUAGCCGCCCCCGUCGCCGUCGCCAAGACCGUCGUCGCUGACGAAUACGACCCCAACCCACAGUACUCUUUCGGAUAUGAUGUCCAAGACGGUUUGACCGGAGACUCCAAGAGCCAGAUCGAAUCCCGCUCCGGAGAUGUUGUCCAGGGUAGCUACUCCCUCGUCGACCCUGAUGGUACCAGACGUACCGUCGAAUACACCGCCGACCCCAUCAACGGAUUCAACGCUGUUGUGCACAAGGAACCCCUUGCCGCCCCCGUUGUCGCUAAAGUAGCCGCCCCUGUGGCCUAUGCUGCCCCCGCCAUCGCUAGAGUAGCCGCCCCCAUCGCUAAGGUCCACGCUCCCUUGGCCUACUCCGCCUCCGUCCUCCACUAAGAAGUGACUUGUUCUGUUGUUUAAUUUAUUAUGUUUCGUAUAAUAAAAAAUGAUUUCAAUCGAUGAAAAA